Pocillopora meandrina is the source of this 1492-nucleotide messenger RNA. NCBI's taxonomy places the organism in Eukaryota, Metazoa, Cnidaria, Anthozoa, Scleractinia, Pocilloporidae. The record is from the annotation of a GenBank genome assembly.
AUGCGGCCGGCGACCAAAGGUAACUUGGUGUUAGUUGAUACUGCAAACAUAAAUUAGUUAAUUGUUAAAGAGGCUUCAACACGGUCAACAUGAUGACGUCUACUCUCACAAGCUCAUGUGCAAAAUCAAUCAUAGGCUUGUGUAAUUUAAGUUUACAAAUAGGAGAUUAUAGACCACGCUUUAGUAGAAUGCUUAGACCUUUGACAUAGUUGAAAACGUACGCUCCAUUUUACUCUAUCACUGGAACAAGCAAACUUUAGAAGACCAAAGUAAGGUCACUGGACACUUUUUAUAUCAUCGACUUUAUCAUUAUCAUCAUAACUACGAAAUCUCAUCAUCUUUAUCUAUUGUACUUUAGAAACUAAUGGACCGUGAAUAUUAUAUCUUGAUAUUCUCAAAGAUGCGUUUGAAUGACUAUGGUUUGCCUUGUUUGAAAUCUACACUUGGUUUUUGUUUUAUUGAGAUGAUACUGAAUAAUGAAAACCUCGUCAGUGCACUGGUGAUUACAUGUGUGCUGCUUUAAAAAUAACAAACCUAAACAAAGACAUAAAUGAAUAAAAAUUAAAGAAUAAAUUAAUGUGAGAAAAUUUCAAUUUUAUUUAUCACUUUACUAGAAAAUGAAAUAAGACUUGAAGUCUUAUUUCAGUGCCCAGGAAAAGUAAACGUAGCACGAUAAAAGCCCUUGUUCUACGCUCCUUCCAAUUUAAGAGAACACGAAAGGCACAGUGUAGCCGGUGACAACAUGACCAGUAAGGAACCCCCAUCUCGCUAAUUACGUUUCGUGAACUUGUCAUUUCAUACACUUUAACAUAAGUCUUUAGAAGUGACAAUUUCUUACCGGAUACAUUCGUUGUGCGUAAACCUUUUGAUGUAAGCAGGGCCGAACUGAAAGGGAAAAAGAUUGGAGGCGACGUAAGUUUCUAACGGAGUAACAACCUCGAGAUCAAUACAGCUGUAGACCCAAGUCCAUCAUUUUCUCUUGAUAGAACUUAUCGAUACAAGACGUAUACUAUCUAAUGAUAAAUUUGCUCAUUUCCUUGAAUUUAUCGCAUUUAGGAAUUAGUUUUCCUUUCCUCGCGUUCCAUGCCGCAGCCACAAGUUUAUCUCAUGAUCAAAACGAUGCUUGUAGGAUGGUGAAAAGUUUUGGUGUCUGCAAUGCUGAUGUAAAGUUAGUCACGUUACUUCAUUGGCGAGUCUUUUAUUUUCAGAUGGAGAGAAUGUCAACCCAAGCCGACAAAAACGCUCUGCUCUAAACGUUUUACAACAGGAUUCAAACCUAACAUCUACUGAAUUACAAAUACUUAUCAAAAAAGAACUUAGUCUACUGCAAAACCAAUUCUUUGCUAAGGAUCACGCACUCUGCCGCCCAGGACCAAAAGGUAACAGGGGUCGCUUUUCGAGGCAAAGUGGGAACUCGGGGAAAACCGGGUCCCCCGGGGAAACCAGGACCAAACGGACCUCCUGGCAAACAUGGACCAAUAGGCCAAAGUGA